Molecule: messenger RNA, 606 nt
Organism: Pyrus x bretschneideri (Chinese white pear)
Lineage: Eukaryota; Viridiplantae; Streptophyta; Magnoliopsida; Rosales; Rosaceae
Exons: 1
Coding region: 1-606 (201 amino acids)
Source: RefSeq, a predicted model, not a curated record
AUGGCAAUGCAAAUGGCACAAUACCAAGCAAGGAUCGAGAUUGAGGAUGCAAAAUUGUUCAACGCUGAAGUUGAACUUAUCAACUCAUUUAUGCAAUCUGAUCACCAUGGCGAAUCUAGCCAUCAUGGUUCUAUCACAAGGCGUUCAUAUAUGCAGCGUGAUAGAGAAAAGUGUCAUGAUCGAAUGAUGAAAGAUUAUUUCAUCGAGCGUCUGAGAUUUCCUACUCAUGAUUUUCAGAGGCGGUUUUGGAUAAGGAGAGAGCUUUUUGAAAGCAUCUUGAGUGUAGUUGUCAAUCAUGACCACUAUUUUGAAAGAAGGGUAGAUGCCGCAGGCCGACAAGGUUUAUCACCUCAUCAAAAGCUCACAUCUGCUUUUCGCAUGCUAGCUAAUAGGUGCUCUACAGACUCAACUAACGAGUAUUACAGACUUGCAGAAAGUACUGCUAUUGAGAACCUGAAGCGCUUCUGUAAGGCAAUUGAAGGCAUAUAUGGAGUCACAUACCUCCGCAACCCAAAUCAUGAAGACUUAAAGAGGCUUCUAUGCAAGGCAGAAAAAAGAGGCUUCCCUGGCAUGAUAGGAAGUCUCGAUUGUAUGCAUUGGGAGUAG